Messenger RNA from Leguminivora glycinivorella, 1845 nucleotides. RefSeq lists its product as uncharacterized. Gene Ontology annotation, molecular function: zinc ion binding; nucleic acid binding. The record is from RefSeq and is a predicted model, not a curated record. Bases 1 to 1845 code for a protein of 614 amino acids. Lineage: Eukaryota; Metazoa; Arthropoda; Insecta; Lepidoptera; Tortricidae. The transcript has 4 exons.
AUGGAGGAGCCCUCGACCACAGACAUGGGCCUGAAGUUCUGGGGCACGAGACCCGACAAGCGGCCCGCGGAUGACAUAGCGCUGUCUUCCGGGUCAGAGAGCGACACGGGAGCCGUGGCACCGCUGACCAGCACUGCCAAAAGCGGCAAGAAAGCUAAAGCGGGAGCAGGAGACGGAAGUGACCGAGACCAGCCCCAACUCCUUCAACACGGGUGCCGAGUCGGACUCGGCGCGGAGCGGGGCUCGACGCACGACGCGGGACUUGCCCAGGCGAAGCGGGAGCUUCACCGCCUGAGGCGAGAGGAGCUCCAGCGCAAGGCCGAGCAGGAGCUGGCAAGCCUCACGCGGUCGCUGGCGCCUGGAAAGUCCCCUAAGAGUGGCGGGACGAUCUCGGGCCCACCAGACACAGACGGGGCGGACAACAGUGCGGCGUCGCUCCACCAAAGGGUGAAAAACAGCCUCAAGACGGUGGAGUUGGUGGCCACUGGGUCCGCCAACCUAAAGGGGACAUUUGUACGGGCCCUCAAGGUGGCUGUCGCGUCAAUCGGGGAAGCGGUCGAAGACCUGAAGGAGCUUACUUCCUCCGAAGAGACGCGACGGCUACAGAGGCAGAAUGCCAACUUGAGGGUGGAGGUUAAGGACCUGCGCUCCGAAGUGGAGGAGCUGAAAGCGGAGCUCCGGGCCCACUUCAAGAAGCAGGCCCCGCCCUCCUCGUCCCUCCCCAAAGAGGCACCACAGCCCGUCACUGUCCCCCCAGGACGUUCCGAUGUGGACGAGCUGGUCGGAGCAGUCGCGGCCAGGGUAGGGCGGAUGCUCGACGAGAGGCUCGGAGCUCUCGAACGCGACGGCAGGCUUUUGCCAGGGCGAAAAAAGGGCGACAAAAAGAAAGCCAAGGGUAAAGGCAAGGGUAAGAAGAGCGCGCCGAAACCGUCAGCGAAGGCCACCGCCACCGAGAGUCCUCUUCCACCCGCUGCCGAACCCCCCCGGCCAGCGGCCGCCACAUCCACUGACGAGGGCUGGAAGGUGGCGGUCGGCGGCAGAAAAAGAGGAGGAAAGCAGCAGCAGCGACCAGGGCAAGGGCGCCCCAGCCGGGCAAAGGAGACAGUUAACCUGGAGCAGUUCGGCAUCACCGCCUUGAGAUUUAAGCGGGCAGCCGCUGGCGGCAGGGUACUGGAAAUUCCAGGUGCUGCCAGCGGCGAGAAGGCUGACCUGCUGGCCGAAGCGCUAACCGAAAAGCUGGGGAGCGACGUCGUCAGAGUCUCCAGGCCGGUGAAGUGCGCGGAGCUGCGAGUCACCGAACUCGACGACUCAGUGUCCCCUGGCGAGGUGGUCGCUUCGGUCGCUAAGGUCGGCGGCUGUUCAGAGGGCCAGAUCAAGGCUGGAGAGGUAAGGCAGGAUGCCUCCGGCCUCGGCACGAUCUGGCUUCGCUGCCCAGUCGUCGUAGCCAAGAAGGUGGUGGAGGCCGAUCGAGGGCGACUCCAGGUAGGGUGGGUCCGGGCAGCGGUAAAACUGCUGGAUCAGCGUCCCAUACGGUGCUUUAAAUGCCUCGAAACGGGGCACGUGCGGGCAAACUGCACCAACGACGCUGAUCUCAGCGACGCCUGCUACCGCUGCGGCAAGCCCGGCCACAAAGCGGCUGCCUGCUCGGAGGAGCCACGCUGCGCCAAGUGCGCAAAGGAGGGGAAAAAGGCCGACCAUAUGCUUGGUUCCAAGGCGUGCCUAACCUCUGCCCCGAAAAAGGCGAAAUCGAGAGCUGGAGCCACCCGACGGGCCCCAUCCCAGCCCAGGAAGUCCCCAGCCAUCGUUAUGGAGACGCAGGAGGUGGACCCAACCAACGUCGAAUAG